UUUUCGUCUUGUUCUGGUGAUGCGUUAUUCUUUAAUAUUAGACGAGUUCACAACGAGCGCGUUACAAUGCUAGGAUUGUCGCUUUAAUUAAUGCUAUUGUGACCAUUACAAAACUCUAUCCGUGAUACUUGGGCACACCGUUAUGAAAAGCAUCAGCAAUAUUGGUCUCUUUAUCGGCGUAUUUCUUGCUACUCUGGGCUUCCUAAACUUUCGUGAGCAUGCCCAGCGUUCGCGUGGUGUACAGAUAAAGCAUGAAGGAUUAACUCGGGCACUCCUGGGUCGGACUGGUGCCCCGGGAGGCGCGUCGACGCAACGGCAAGUAACACAUGAUGAUUUGACAGCUUAUCCUUUCAAGCCUGUCGAGGACGUGAACAUCGGAGUGCAGACGGGGCACUUUUUCGGCAGCGAUUUUGAAGGGCUCCAGCCAAAUUGCACGAUCGGAAACACCAGGAUAAAUUGUCGUUAUGGUGCAGCCUUAGAUCCGGAGAAAGCAGAUGCUCUAUGGUAUCAUAUACCUUCCAUGGGGGCUGGAAGCAAACUGGUUAAGCGUCCCAAGCAGCUGCUUAUUGGCAUGAGUAUGGAGUCCUCUGAGUAUUAUCCGGCCUUGGACAACAAGGACUUCAUGAGAAAUUUUGACAUUGAGUCAUCAUAUAGGACCUGUUCACAAGUACCCGUGUUUUAUUUUGACUACAACGCACAACAGGUGGCUAACCUCUUCAGGCCUCCCCUUCCUUUCGAGGAGAAAAAAACUGCAUUGGUGUACGUUAACAGUAACUGCGGGGCAAAGAGCGGGAGAUCAGAAAUUAUGCGCGCGGUCAUAGGCUUGAGGAACCCGAUCGUCCCGACGCAUAGCUGGGGACAUUGCGACCGAAACAUGCCGGUAAAGGACAACAACUUUAACAAGGUAGAGCUCAUUCAUGGGUAUAAGUUCUGCGUAGCUAUGGAGAACUCGAUUACCAAGGAUUACAUAACGGAGAAACUUUGGCAGGCGCUCGAAGCAGGGUGCGUACCCGUGUAUUUGGGACCGCACAAUGUCAGGGAGUUCCUACCAGAUCCAGAGGCGAUUGUGGAUUACAACACACUCGGGUCGCCGGAGGCAUUGAUGAAGGAGUUGGAACGUCUGGCGAAUGACAAGUCCGCGUACGAGGCUAAGCUGGCUUGGAAGUUCCGCAAAUGGGAGGAAUUGUCGCCUUCGUUCCUUGCAAUGACCGAGCGUUCACAUGACUACCAUGUAAAAUUGUAAUAG
Molecule: messenger RNA, 1246 nt
Organism: Volvox carteri f. nagariensis
Lineage: Eukaryota; Viridiplantae; Chlorophyta; Chlorophyceae; Chlamydomonadales; Volvocaceae
Exons: 7
Coding region: 143-1243 (366 amino acids)
Cellular component (GO): membrane
Molecular function (GO): alpha-(1->3)-fucosyltransferase activity
Source: RefSeq, a predicted model, not a curated record